This is a messenger RNA of Leishmania braziliensis MHOM/BR/75/M2904, 1629 nucleotides long. RefSeq lists its product as hypothetical. The transcript has a single exon. The record is from RefSeq and is a predicted model, not a curated record. Lineage: Eukaryota; Euglenozoa; Kinetoplastea; Trypanosomatida; Trypanosomatidae. Bases 1 to 1629 code for a protein of 542 amino acids.
AUGGACUGCGCCGACACAUUGCUCCUCAUCGCGGCUUACCUGACGAAGAAGGAACUUAUUGCGCUGAGUGAAGUCUCGCAGCUGUGUCGGAAGACUGUCAACAACUCAUUCAUAUCGUAUGAAGAGAAGCAGUACUUGUUGUGGCCGUGCCUGAAAGAGGAACACGUUGAGCUUGCUCCACCUAGUCAGAUUUUGGCUCUCGGGGUUCUGGAGAAAGAGCAGAGGCUUCUGGUGCUCGUGCGCAGUGGCACAGACACCUCCAACAUCGACGAGAUAGAAUGUUACUUGUACACCCAGCUGGUGGACAGGAAUGGGUGCUUGGUAGAGCACCAGAAGGAGCUUCCCGCUUGCUUUGCCUUUCCCUCCUCGCUCGUGCACUUUGGCGGGAAUCGGUACCUCCUCUGCAAAACGCGCGAAGGGGAUCUGCAUGUGUUUGACUGCCUCAUCGAGACCAUGAUUGAGGUGCCAGUUGGGACCGACGGCUUUUACGCGUCCCCAGGCGGGGACCAUUUUCUACUCGACUACAACCGCCACGUCUUCUUUUGCACCGCCAACGCUCACAUUGCCUGCAGGUGGGAGAUGACCCGAGUCGAUCUCAAGCGACAUGGGUGUGUCUACAGCACAGCAUCGAACCUGCCGCCGUCCACCCUCGUGGCGACGCACCUGCGCGCGCAGAUUGUGCCGUUGCCUGAUCCCUUCAGCAGCUGCAGUAGCAGCACUAGUGGCAGCCCCGCUACGCGCGCGGAUGCGACUCACCCGGUGCCACCCUUGCACUUUUACCUGGGCACCAGCAGCGCCGCCUGGCGAACGUUUUGGAUGGGCAGCAGCUCUGCUCUGUGCGCAAAUGAGGACGGUGUUAGUCUGCUCAAGGUCACCUUUCGCGAAAUGAUCGCAGAACGACUGACCUCUCUUUCAUCCUCGUGCUUGGACUUAGUUCACAGCAGCUGCGGGGAUGUUUACGGCACCCCGUGCGAGGACCAUGAUGAGUACGCCGUGAUGAGCUGCCGAGAAGUGCGACUGCACACGGUGAGCUACUGGCCAGGCCGUCGAUCGACAACUGAGGUGCGUGUCGUCGACCUGGAUGCCAUUGUCCCGAGUCGCACCGCCAUCAAGAGCGUCCGCAUCAUCGUGAGCCGCGUCACCUAUCUAAUCCACAUGCAGCACCAAGGCUUGGACCGGAUGCUGCUGCUUUCUUCCGACCUCACGCUGACGCGGUGGAUCUCAAUUGGGCGUCCGUCGUGCUAUGUGCUGUGGCGUCAGCAGGUGUCACUCGUCACGGCAAGCCUCCCAGACGGCGGCGGCGAGAGCUUCCACCCGCUUGUGGAGGCCGUGGAGGGCGGACUCGGUUGCGUUUACACGUUUGGGAUGCGACUGCCCGAUGUCUCAUCUACGGUGGCGACGGAUCCGUUUGCCACAGCGGUCAAGGUCACUUCAGUCGUAGAUGACGACGCUUCCCCCGCUAGUGUGAGCCGCUUAUUGGUGCUGCCGCAGUCCCUCACAGGUGUGGAGGCGCUCUCCUGGAUGGCGUUCGGUAUCGUAUCCGCCUCGCUGCUGUGGACGGUGUCGGCGCUGUGCUACAAUGGUUGGUGGCUGCACUUGCAGCUUCUCCUUUGGGAAAAGGUGGCCUAG